Messenger RNA from Camelina sativa (false flax), 2133 nucleotides. The record is from RefSeq and is a predicted model, not a curated record. Lineage: Eukaryota; Viridiplantae; Streptophyta; Magnoliopsida; Brassicales; Brassicaceae.
AACAUUGGUCUUGUUCUCUCUCUCUCCCAGUGCUUGUCGAUUCGCCGUCGAUCAGAAUCUCGCGUCGCUGUCCUUCAGUUCUCAAUCCUUCUAUUCUUUCACGCCGGGAUUAAAAAAAAACCCUAAUUUAAAGUUUGAAGCUUUCGGAUUGAAUCAUGCGAUGCAAGAGAUGCAAUGGAAGCAACCUUGAACGCGAAGAAGGCACAGGGAAUUCGUAUUGCGGUGGAUGUGGGACAUUAUAUGAGUACGAUAAUUAUGAGGCUCAACUUGGUGGUAUUAACGGACCUCAAGGUACAUAUAUACGAGUAGGCACCAUUGGUGUAGGCUCUGUUCUUGCUUAUAAGGAUAAGAAGAUCUAUGAAGCCAACAAAUUGAUUGAGGUAAUCACAGAGAGAUUGAAUCUUGGGAACAAUGCUGAAACGGUUAAGAGUAUGAUUAGUAAGAUCACUGAUGGUGAAUUUGGACAAGGUGAGUGGUUUCCGAUUUUGAUUGGUGCGUGUUGUUACGCUGUGGUGAGGAAAGAAGGGAAAGGUGUUUUGCCUAUGGAGGAGAUUGCUAAUGAAGUUGGUUGUGAGUUGCAUCAGUUAGGGAGUGUGGUUAAGCGUGUUGUGGAUCAUUUGGAGUUGGAGUUGCCUGAGUUUGAUCUUGUGGGUUUGUUUAUGAACACGGCUAAUAACUCGUCGAGGUUGAGUGAUGUUGAUAGGGAAAAGAAGGAGAGGAUAACAAAGCAAGGAGCUUUUCUGAUGAAUUGUGCACUCAAGUGGUUUUUGUCUACUGGGAGGAAACCAAUGCCUUUAGUUGUGGCUGUUUUGAACCUUGUUGUUCAGGUUAAUGGUGUUAAGGUAAAGAUUGAUGAUUUUGCUAAAGAUGCUCGGGUUUCGUUGAAUACCUGUAAAAUUCGGUAUAGAGAGUUAUUGCAGAGGCUUGUCAAGGUUGCUGAAGAAGUGCGUUUACCUUGGGCUAAAGAUGUUACUGUGAAGAAUGUUGUGAAACAUUCAGGGACUUUGAUUGGUUUAAUGGAAGCCAAGUCUAUGAGAAAGAGAAAACACGGGACAGGGGAUGAUUUAGUUAGAACUGAUGAGUUUUGUUUAGAAGAUAUAGUGAAGGACUGCCUAAGCAAAAAACCCAUGUACCGUGAUGAUGAUGCUGAUGAUGAUGAUGAUCACCAAGGUGCUAUGUCUCGGUAUUUUGAUGUAGGAGGUGAACAUCAACUAAGUAUAUGUAAUAACGAUGGUGAUAUAUCAGUGAAACAGUUGCCUACUAUGUCUCGGUGUUCUAGUGCAGGAGGUGAAAAUCAGCUAAGUUUAUGUCAUAACAAUGAUGAUAUAUCGGUGAAACAGUUGCCUACUAUGUCUCGGUGUUCUAGUUUAGGAGGUGAAAGUGAGCUAAGUGUAUGUAACAAUGAUGAUAAUAUGUUGGUGAAACAAUUGUCUACGAUGUAUAAGGAAUAUGUGGAUGGAGUUUGGGGUGGGAUUCUUGGGAAAAUAAGUCAGGGAAACAAUAAUAGUAUGUUGCAAAAGAAAUCGUUUUUUCAGAUGGUUUCUUGUGAAGAUUGGUGGAAAGGGAGAUCUAAACUGAGUCAAAGGCUUCUGCUUAAGGAAGUGUUGGAGAAAGAUAUAGGGCUUGAUGUUUUUCCUCCUUCUUACAUAAAGGGUUGUGUUGCAGUCGAAAGACGAAGAGAAAAGAUUGAGAAGGCUAAGUUACGGAUUCAUGCGAUACAGCAUCCUUCUGACAUAGUUAGUGAAGGUGCAUUGUCUUUGGAGCUUGAACAUAGCAAGAAGAGAAGGAAGAAAGGAACUGAAAUUGAUUGGGAGGAUUUGAUUAUCCAGACUCUGGUCUUACACAAUGUGAAGGAUGAAGAAAUUGAAAAGGGUCAUUACAAAAGUUUGCUAGAAUUGCAUGUUUUCAACUGUGGAGAGGUUUGAAAAGAAUUAUUUGUAAGCACUGAAUCAAUUUUUUUCAUUUUUUUUAAGGAUAUAGAAAUGUUUCUGAAUGCAGAAAUUAUCAAAGCAAGCAUCACAAGACGUUUCCACAUUCCAUGUAAAUGUUUCUCUGAAGAUGAUUAAUAAGAUAAACUACUUGUUUCUUAAUAAGCCCUUACAAACCCAUUAAAAAAGAAAAAGAAAAAAAAAA